This is a messenger RNA of Thamnophis sirtalis, 813 nucleotides long. NCBI's taxonomy places the organism in Eukaryota, Metazoa, Chordata, Lepidosauria, Squamata, Natricidae. The record is from RefSeq and is a predicted model, not a curated record.
CUUUAGUGAUCCCACCAUGCCAAAGGUCCCGCUAUGCCACUUACUUUGAUGUCGCUGUAUUACGAUGCCUGCUUCAACCACACUGGUCUGAGGAAGGCACACAAUGGUCCUUGAUGUAUUAUCUCCAGCGGUUGCGCCACAUGUUAGAAGAAAAGCCAGAUAAAUCGUUUGACCCAGAAGUCCCACCACUGCCAAGACCCCGCAGUAGUUCGAUGGUGGCUGCUACACCUUCAUUAGUCAAUACUCACAAAACACAGGAGUUCAAGAGCCGCAAGGAAGAUCGCGAACGCAAAGGCUCCAUUCCUUUCCACCACACGGGGAAGAAAAGGCAACGGCGAAUGGGAGUGCCCUUCCUACUCCAUGAAGACCAUUUGGAUGUCUCACCUACCCGAAGCACAUUCUCCUUUGGCAGCUUCUCUGGGAUUGGUGAAGACAGGCGUGGCAUUGAGAGAGGAGGGUGGCAAACCACUAUUCUAGGGGUGGUUCUUAAAGCAGUUUACUUGGUCUUGAAUCAUGACAUCAGCUCCCGAAUUUGUGAUGUGGCCCUCAACAUUGUGGAAUGCCUGCUUCAGCUCGGGGUGGUACCCUGUGUGGAGAAGGUCAGAAGGAAAAGUGAGAAUAAGGAGAAUGAGACCAGUGAAAAGAGACAAAGUGAAACUUCCUUUCAACUCAAGGGGGCCGUGACUACCUCAGCGCCUGGAUUUGGGACUGCUCCAAUAAUUGGAACAGGAGAUGGCGGUGGAGAAGGUGGAGGAGGAGGAGGAUGCAUUGGAAGUGCUGCUGGAGGUGGAGGUGGUGGUGGAGGAGAUGGUG